Molecule: messenger RNA, 934 nt
Organism: Hordeum vulgare subsp. vulgare (domesticated barley)
Lineage: Eukaryota; Viridiplantae; Streptophyta; Magnoliopsida; Poales; Poaceae
Exons: 5
Coding region: 221-544 (107 amino acids)
Source: RefSeq, a predicted model, not a curated record
CGGCGGCCCUGGCCGCGCCCAGGGGAGGCAGAGGGGCGCCGCCGCGCAGCAGGUCCCGGCCCCUGCCGCAGCCCCCGUUCCAGCGCAGGCUUUAGGUCCACUCAACCAGCAGUAGAAGGUUUGGAGGGAGGGUAACCUGAAUGCACCGGACAAUGCUAACAAGAAAUCCGACCAGCUCACAAUCUUCCAGUUCCUAGAGAAGUCACCUUUGGUAGAUGAAAUGGAACUUGUUACUUUUGGUAUUCCUGAUGGAUUUCCGCCGCAACCUGCUGACAUUACGCGGAAGCUAGUUGGUCUCGUUGAUUCCUAUAAUACGAUGAUGCCUUUACGGCAAAAGUACUUAUACAAGAAGAUACGUGGGGAACGUGGCAAGGAGAUGGCAGACCUCGAGAAGACCUUGACAAGGUGUGUUAACCGCAUCGACGAGAAGAUUGAGGGGAUCAGGGAGGCAGGAGGAUUUUGUCCUAAUCGUCCGAAGCUAUUUGACAGUGUCCCGAAGCCCUUGAAGCAGCAGAAAGAAAAGGUCAAAUCUGGAGUGAAGUGAUCUUUGAGGAAUAUUUCCACUGACAUGCAAAAAUGUGGGGAGGGAAAUGAAAGCAGUAAAAGUACAGGCGCUUGUGCAUAGUGAUGGAUAUAAGCAGUAAAAGUACAGGCGCUUGUGCAUAGUGAUAUGGAAGAGGAUAUAAGCAGUAAAAGUACAGGCGCUUGUGCCUCGUUCCUCGUUUCUGUUUCCCAGUUAUUACAAACUUAAUAGCAUAUACUGUACAAUUCCUGUGACUAAAAUAGAUAGUUUGUUUUGGCACUCUAUACAUUGCUUCCUGUGCAACCGGCUGUAGUAGUACUUAGAGUAGUGUUGUCAAUGUCUCCUGGGUUUUAAUGUUGGUUGUAGCCUUACUUCAGACAUCCUCUUAUCUGCAGCUAGCUCAUGCUAUUA